GCGGUCGCUGCAUUAAACCGUGAGGAAUACACCAGAGUAGUUAAUCCACCCCACGACACCCAGAAAUAGACUAUAUAGACUACACACUAAACACUAGCAGACGGAACAAACUCAGAUAGAUUCACUGCAAGAUGCCUUUUGUAGAAGUGAGUACGACACCCCUUGAGAAGGUGGCUUCGGUUGGCUACGCUUUGUACAAAUACUUCGCUCCACAGAAGAGACACCCGGUCAUACUCAAUGAAUUCACCACAGACGACAAAAAGAACAAAACAAUUAAAAAAAGCAAGGAAAAGAGGCGCAAGAGUAUCUCCAACAAUCUGUCACGGUCAGACUCGAAGGACUCGAAGUCAGGAUCGGCAGGGUCAGACACACAGGCGACGAUGACAAACCAAGCUGUGACAGGAUCAGGGUCUCUUGACCUGGGGUCCGAUGCAGCUCAGUCCACCCCAGAGACUACGGAAGAGCAACUGGAGGAGUAUGCAACAGAUCUCGAGAUAGCCAAGAACCUCAACAAGAAGAUUCUGGGUGAACAGGGCAAGUUCCUUAGUUAUGACGGGGCCAAGGUCGAUUACGCAGCGCUAGCAGAGAACAAGUGUCACUUGCCAUGUCGUAAUACACCCAAUGUGACUGAUCAUGAGCUGUGCUAG
Messenger RNA from Sphaeroforma arctica JP610, 647 nucleotides. RefSeq lists its product as hypothetical. The record is from RefSeq and is a predicted model, not a curated record. The transcript has 2 exons. Bases 132 to 647 code for a protein of 171 amino acids. Lineage: Eukaryota; Ichthyosporea; Ichthyophonida.